This is a messenger RNA of Sitodiplosis mosellana (orange wheat blossom midge), 8822 nucleotides long. RefSeq names its product polypeptide N-acetylgalactosaminyltransferase 2 (gene Pgant2). Lineage: Eukaryota; Metazoa; Arthropoda; Insecta; Diptera; Cecidomyiidae. Bases 4068 to 5813 code for a protein of 581 amino acids. Gene Ontology annotation, cellular component: Golgi apparatus. The record is from RefSeq and is a predicted model, not a curated record. The transcript is spliced from 13 exons.
GCGUACAUGUCAAUCAAAUUGGUUAUUUACUGCAAAUAUCUGGCUACGAAAUGAAUAAGGUAUUCAAUAUUGUUGUCACAGUGAAAGUUGAAGCUGACCGCUGCUGCUGCUAUCAGCCAAUUUAUUUCAAUUCCGUGUUUCAGAUUAAAUGAGUGUGUGUCUGGUUUAUUAAGAUUUAUUUUCUACACGCUAUGUCUUUAACUUUCGACGAUUUUUUCAAUGCAUUUACAUGCCGUUUCAUUCACAUGUCACUCGUACUGGAGCUGUCAAUUUACUGCGUAUGCGUAGUUUAAAAACAGCUAAAAAAAAUCCAAUAGUUGAAGGAGUCGUACACAUACACGCAUUUAGUUCACUGAACGGACGAAGUGAACUGGCUGUUUGGCAAUGGGGUCGGAUGUACCAAAUGCGAUGCUCGUGCAUUGCCAUUAAGUAAAUUCUACUCGCAAUGAACUCAUCGUAGUGCGGGCUGGUUGAAUUGCGCAAGUGUAUGUUUUUAUGUCGUAUGCCCAUUGAUAUUGAGCCAUUUCCUCAUUACUACGUACAUUGUGCACUCCUUUAUAUGUGGUGCUAGUGUUAUUAUGAUGAUGACUGCAUCAUCGCGCGUUAUAUAUGUGUGUUUUUCUUGCUGUCUCGUUCGCUUAGGCCUGAGUGCGAAUUUGUAGCAGCAGCAGCAGUAGACGUAGUUCGUCGCCACUUUCUUGCCACUUCAGACCGAGUGAAAGCAGUUUUGGCGAUGUAAGAACCGUGUUCGGACCCUAUCUUUUUUAUUUCGGCGUAUUGAAACCGAUUAUUUUCUGUUUGUUUCAUUAUCUUUCAUUCUUUGAGCUGUGACUAGUUUCUAUUUUUGUCAUCAAUACUCAUCAUUUUUCUGCGUUCUAAAAUUGAAAUUAAGUGAAAGUUGUUUGAGUCCGUGUGUGUUAAGAAUACAAAUGAACCAAAUAUGGAAAAGUGACAGCAGUGUGUUUUCAUUCUCGUGGAAAUGGGCAACACAAUAAAUGGCUAGAAAUGACGUGUUUUGAGUGAACUAUAUGAAGGUUAGACAACCACCAUAAUACACCCUGAGAGUGUGUUUGACAUGGAUACAAACGAAUAUUCGGCAUGUGCUACACACGACGAUAAAAUUCAAUGUUGAGUGGAAAUCUAUACAGAACUCUUCUUUGCGAGUGUGUAUUACAAUAUAUUUGUUUGUUGUCGUGAGGGAUUGGGAGAGUGUGAGAGAGAUUUCCAAUGGAAUUUCCCUGUCAACGCCGCACGAAACAUCAAAACCAAUGAUGUCAAUAUUUAGAUUCGACGAACAAACGAACGAAGAAGAAACACCAUCAAAAUGAGGAAUAUGGAAAAGAACAUGGAAUCACGCAAAAAUGCCAGAAGUAUGCUGAACAAUUCAGCAUAAGCCACAAGCGACAAAUCUCAAAAAUUUACUCAAGAGAGAGAAACGAAUCGCUCUCUUUCCGGUCUUUGGUCGCAACAGCCGAACUGAGUGAAACCAUAGUGAGCGUAGAUGAAAUUUCACUCACAACAAUAGCGACAGACCGAGUGAAAGCUAACAGAUGGAAGCCAACAACGAGUCACAUGUGCGAGAUUGAGCGAAAAUAUCGCACGCGUCGACACACUAAAAUCUUCAGGCCGUGCACACUUGAUACAACUUGUCGGCAGCUGAUUGUGAUUUUCAUUCGUGUAGCGGCUACCAAAUGAAUCGGACGUAUUACGCUUUUUCACCAGUUUCAUAGUCGACGUGACGCGCAUACGAAACGAAACCAUUUCACCAUCAAGCACAUGGUCCGUUACACAAAAUCGUUCAGUUUUUAAAAGCAGAGAAAUUGAAACCAUUUUGUUUUAAAACAAAUUACAAACAAAACAAAGAGAAAAAGUAUUUUAACUGAGCAAAAAAAAUUCUUGAGAUUCGUGUGAUUAAGUCGAUUAUAGUGUAUCAGUUGAUUAUUUGACGAAUGCUUAUUUCGCUGAUCAGAACGCCGAACCAACGGUCCAACGAUAUCGAAUCAGUCACAGGCAAUAAAUGAGCAUUAAGUGCUUGAGUUUUGCGAGUUGUUGUGUUUAUGCUUCGGGAAAAAAGUUUAGGGCUUGAAGUUUGUAAUAAAAGGGCGCAGAAUAAAAAAAACGCACUCAACGAAUCGCAAAGUAGAUUGAUUGAUUUAGUUCGUCAUCGAGCUGCAUACAAGUUUUGCCGGGCAACAAGAAUCAUCACGCAAUUUCUUCACGAGUGAUUUUUUUUUUUCUUUCAACGUCAUCUACGAGACAGCAACCAACCACUAGCCUCGAACAAUUGGAAUAAACCAAUUUUGUGAGUUACGUUCGGUAGAAGUUUUUGCACUCCGUUGAGAGAGAGAGAGAGAGAGAGAGACUAUAACAUGAAGUGAAUGUUUGGUGUUUUCAUACGCUCAUAACUCUCGCAACCAUCGAUCUUAGUGCAAAGUGGACAUUCGUCUGCUGCUGGUCGUGUUUAGUUUUAUUAUUUGUUGUACCACACACUGUUCAACCAAUAUUAAGUAACAUUGAUAACAGAAACAAAUAACAACAACAGUCGCACAAGAGCAAAAAAAACAUCAGCAACAACAACAUCGGCAUCAUAGAAUACGAAAUAGUGAAGACGAACCAAGCACAACAAAAGCAAUACUAAUAACAAAUUUGUGCGAAUUCAGGGCAAAACCGUUUUGUCAGUUCAAGUACCAGUUCACAUCACAUAUAUACGAGCUAUGCAAUCCGUUUUUGCAAUAAAAACCAAUUGAAUCACACGAGAAAGAGCGGAAAAAACACACACAUAUUGAUUGUUAGUGCAUCGCAAGCAAACAUAAACAUUUUGUGUUUCCUCGGAAUUUUACGUUUGUGGUCGGGUGGUUUAUCGAUUGGUUAAUGACGAAAAUCGUUCCACAAAAUAAGUGUAUGAAAGGAAAGAAAACGACCUGCGUCAACUAUCCGCCUGAACAUAACAAAUCAUAAAAUAUAAACAAGAACACACAACCAUAUAACAAUAACAACUCAUCGAAUGGUAUUAUCGACGAAAUAAAAGCGGAAAACUCUCGAAAUACACAAACCAAAAAAAAAAACAAGUCAAUUUUAGAAAAAAACCAGUUGAUUCGAUGGAACUGCUUCGUUCGAACAACGACGCGUUCUGAUUUUUGUCAAUUUAUUUCGUGCUACAAACUUGUGACCACGAAAAGAACGAAAACACAACAGAACAUAAAUGAUGUGAAGCAUAUGAAAUGCAACUAUCGAUAAUUGGAAAUUGUUGAGAAAUUUAUUGGAAAAACUUUAACUGCUUCAAAUGUGAGGUGAGUGAAUUUUUCGUGAAAAGGAAGAAAAAGAGACGAUUCUGUUGCAACUGUGUUGUUGACUGCGUUGAGAUUGCAUGAACUGUUCGUGGUCCAGCGACGCAUUAAAACCGCGUAUGGAGCAUAAAAGAGCGGGUAACGGUUUGAACGGACAGUGAAAAAAGACGAGAAAAAAAGUAUGCGGUAAAACUACGCACAUUAAAUACAAAUAUCGACAAUUUUUUGUGUGUGUGUGUUCAGAAACAGAUUAAACCCAAUUGGCUGGGGCUUUGAAGUGAAUAAAAAAUUUUAUGAAUUUGAACUGAAAAGAAAUUAACGCGCGAUAACCGCACCAAUUUAAAUUGAGUUGAAUGAAAAAAAAAAACCAACAACCUAGGUACUUGUUAAUGUGUGUGCUGCAUCGAAAGUGCUAAAUAUAACUAAAGUGAACGGAAUUCGGAAUCAACAAGCGAAAGUGCGUUUUAACCGGAGAAAUAAGCAUAAAAUACUCAUAAAGUGAAACGAAGCGCAUACACAAAAUUACGAUUAUUAUUUUUGUUCGGUGCAAAAAUCGAUAUCGUUUUAUUUUUCACUCGCUUGUGCCGCGCACACGUCGAAAACCAUUAAAUAAAUACGCUUUCAAUUAAUUGCAACAAAAUUGAAUUUCAGCUCGAUCACCAAACUAUCUCAAUUUCACUCGACUUAAAUCAAUCACACUUGAGAUCGGGGAAAAAAAAAACAAAAUAAACGGAAAUAUUUAAAAUAAAAACGAGACUUUAUCUGAAACAAGAGAGAAAAAUGAGAACUGUGUACUUUACCAUGCCGAUGAAAAUGCGACGAAACCUAAAAUUAUUGUUGUUCCUGUCAAUUAGCUGGAUGUUUUUGAUGUUCUACUACUUCCAAUCAAGCAAUCCAAAGAAUGAAAAUCGAGCGCUUCGUUUACGCGAAACAGCGACCGCACCACAAUACUUAGAUGAAGUGUCGGCAUCGACGUCACCGGCACAGCACAGUAGCGGUACCGGUGUACAAUUAGGAUUUUUAAUCGGCGACACAUCUCCGCGACUAACGUUCGAUUACUUCGAUGAAGCCGGAUAUAUACAGCGUGGCGGAUUGCGAACCGGUGAAGACCCAUACCAGCGAAAUCGGUUCAAUCAACAAGCUAGCGACCAAUUACCCAGCAAUCGAGCCAUUCCCGACACAAGAAAUCAAAUGUGCCGUAAGAAGCUUUAUCGUCGAAAGGAUCUACCACCGACUAGCGUCAUCAUCACCUUCCACAAUGAAGCUCGAUCCACCCUAUUGCGAACAAUAGUUAGCGUUUUAAAUCGUAGUCCAGAGCAUCUAAUCAAAGAAAUCAUUCUGGUGGAUGACUUCAGUGAUCAUCCUGAGGAUGGUUUGGAAUUGGCGAAAAUCAACAAAGUUCGUAUCAUUCGGAAUGAAAAACGCGAAGGUUUGGUGCGUUCACGAGUGCGUGGUGCUGACGCUGCCAUUGCUGAUGUACUCACAUUUCUGGACAGCCAUUGUGAAUGCAACGAAGACUGGCUAGAGCCGCUUCUCGAACGUGUUGCUGAAGAUGAAACACGUGUCGUGUGUCCAGUAAUUGAUGUCAUCAGCAUGGAUACGUUUCAAUACAUUGGUGCAUCAGCGGAUCUUCGUGGUGGUUUUGAUUGGAAUUUGGUAUUCAAGUGGGAAUACUUGAGCACAGAAGAGCGAGCUGAACGACACAAAGAUCCAACCACUGCCAUUGAAACGCCAAUGAUUGCUGGCGGUCUCUUUGUUAUAAAUAAGAAAUAUUUCGAAAAAUUAGGAAAAUAUGAUAUGAAAAUGGAUGUUUGGGGCGGCGAAAAUCUAGAGAUUUCGUUUCGUGUUUGGCAAUGCGGAGGCAGCUUGGAGAUCAUACCGUGCAGUAGAGUUGGGCAUGUGUUCCGUAAGCGACAUCCGUACACAUUCCCUGGCGGAAGUGGCAAUGUGUUUGCGAAAAACACACGACGUGCAGCCGAAGUGUGGAUGGAUGAUUACAAACAGUACUACUAUGCAGCCGUGCCAUUGGCCAAAAACAUUCCAUUCGGAAAUAUUGACGAUCGAUUGGAAUUACGGAAACGCCUACAUUGCAAGCCAUUCAAAUGGUAUUUGGAGAAUGUUUACCCGCAAUUGGCCGUACCUGAAAUGCUAUCCGUGGGCACAUUACGACAAGGAAUCUACUGUUUAGAUACACUUGGCCACCUAAUGGACGGUUCAGUUGGAGUCUAUCAAUGCCACGAUACUGGCGGUAAUCAAGAAUGGACAAUUACAAAGAAAGGUCAGAUCAAACACCAUGAUCUCUGCUUGACAAUGGUUUCGUAUGCCAAGGGCUCCAUUGUGAUAAUGCGUGUGUGUGACGAAAGUGAUAAUCAACGAUGGGAAUUGCGUGAUGGUGGCCUGUUAAAGCAUAGCAAAUCAAAUGUUUGCCUCGAUACGCGGUACGUACAGGAGCGUGGCAUUACGGCCGAAGCAUGCAAUUCGGGCCUCGAUACACAGUACUGGCGCUUUGUGAAUAAACACUCGUGAACAGAUACAAAAUGAUAUAAUUGAAUUAGGGACAAAAGCAACCGAUAGAAAAUUAUAAUGUACACAUUUACUAAAACAGAGCUUAGAAGCCCUUGUUGCGUGAAUAAAUGAGAAAAAGAAGAAGAGAAGAAGCAUCAUUUUCGAUAAAUUGAUGCAUGCGAUCUGAUUAAUUAUUGUCUACCGUCUAAGAAGACUACGAAGAUUAGGCUCAAUUGUGAUUAGGAAUAUUGUUUUUGUUUUUCUACAUGUUGUUUUGAAUUUGCGCAUCAAAUUGCCGCUUAACACACAGAUUUCAUGCAAAGCAAACACUAGAGUGUUUUUGUUUUGUAAGCAUUCCAUUUGGUCAGUCAUUAUGCUGCAUAUUGACUUCGAUACUGGUCAAUCAAGCAAAUUUUUUUCUUCAAUUUUUCAAUAUAUUUUUUAUAAUUUGAUUUAUUUUUUUACACGAAACCUGGUCAACAACAUAGUAAAAUCCAAUUUUACGUUGUCACAAUUAGAUAAAAAGGAAACAAUUUUAAAAUCGAGUGAAAUGCUGUCGUGCUAUCACAACAGCAACAACGACCAUCGAUUUUUAUGUUAAAUUGAGUCUAAAUAUUAUCGUACAUUUCUAAGUGAACGUUUAAAAUGAGUAUAGCAAUUGUAAACGAAGUGAAUUAUAUCAAAAUGGUGGUUAUGGAUUACCAUCAAUUCAUCUAUCUCACAAUCACAUUUUCCCCCAUUUUCGCGGAAUCCAGCCAUCAUGAGUUUGAAAGUAUUUUCUGUUGAAAAGCUCAUGGAUUCGACUUGCUCGGCACACAAACCACAAUAGGAGAACAUUUUUAAAGACAAUUCAAUAAAUUAUGAUGAUUAUUAUCUCUUGUUUGUUUAUGAAUACACUCGUUUGUGUAUUGGGCUUGGUAUUUUUCAGACUUUGAUAGCCAGAGCAAAAUGGUUUGAUGUGAAUGUCAAACGAACUGUAAAAUUUCAAAAAGUAAAUGCAAAUGGUUAGCAUCCAAUUACCGUCAAACUCUGACUCUCAACAGACCAGACAACAAAUGGUGUUACUCAUAGAACGGCUGAGAUUCUCGCAAAGUAUUGGCGGUGUCAAAUUGUGUCCACCUCGCAUUAACUGCUGUCUAAUCUCGUUCACGUACUAGCUGUCUUUAGUGCGAGCGAAUACAUUGUAUGUCAUCGCCAAAAUCUCUGUCAUACUUUCAUACAAAAAGACAGAGAAAAGGAUAAAAGUAUUUCGAACUAUUACGCUUUUCUCUGUUGAUAUGGCUUUGUUCAGACGCGUUUCGCCUUGGAGCAAAUUCAACGUUCGAUCGUCAAACGCUAUUCGAAUUACUGGUUGGAAUCUGAUUAAUUUCCGUUCCGGAAUUGAUGUCAUUAAGCAAACUCUCCCUUCCCCCAUUCGAUUCGUCCAGUUUCAAAUUCAGGCAACUUAAUUUUAUAUUUGCAUUUACGCUGGCAUUUGCAUUACGCUGGCCGUUGACCAGUUUGAGCUGGGCACACAUACAUCAAAUCUAUCUGGUGCCCGUAUACGGCAAACGGAUAAUGGUGAAUCGUGUAGACAGGUGAAUUUGGGCGGAAAUACAAUUGAAAUUACACAAAACAAGAGAUAGCUUUUAAUAUGAAUCGAUUGGAAAUGCCCGUAUCUACAUUACACAUGAAUUAUUUCAGCUGUGAAUUUAUCACACCGAAUAGAAACAAAGUGAUUAAUCUCCCUCUCUCACUCGUUGAAUCCAAUAAAUUUUUUUUCGGAUUCACUCCGAUACAACAUUGAGGUUAAUUAAACUUCACACGCCUUAAACACAAGCAUUUCAUUUUACCACAGUUUGGUUUCUCUCAUUUACUCGCUUUACCUUCAGCAGAGGUCAAGACUCUUGAGAACCAAGAAUAUUGCUAAGAGAAACAGUGAAUCAUUUCCAAUUUGAUCAACAUUCAAAUUGUAUUCUUAUAAAAAAAAAAAAAAAUGAAUGACUCUAUGACGGAACUAAAACAAUGUCUUGUAAAUAAUGAAUAAAAACACAGACAAAAAAAAACAUUGAAUUAUUUAUACAACUGUACUAUAAAUGAUAAGAAAUGAGAAAAUUAAACGCGUCAACUGUUUUGUAGGAGUAUCUUCUAAGAACAAAUUAUAUGUAAACAAAUUGAAUACUUUAUCUAUGUAAAAUUUAAGCUUAAACCCUACACUCUACAUAUUUAAAAGAAACAAUUGAUUGAAUUUAUUUGUUUUGAAUUGUUCACAAUCUAGUUAUUCCAAUUUUUGUUGAAUUUUUUUACAUAGUUUCAUUACACAGAGAGAAAAUGUUUAAUAAAAAAAAACAAAUUGUAAAAAAAAACAUACGUUUAAAACGAUCAAUUAGUCUGUAAAAUCACUAAAUCAGACUGAAUUUUCUGUUUAAGAUUAGUUUUAACAUUCACAAAGAAAGACAACUUGUUUUGCUUAUGUGCAUAAAUUGUGUGAAAUAAGAAUUUAUAAUUUUCUAGCAAAUUCGAGCGGUUUCAGCAUCUUCAAAAAUGUCGUCGAUUUGUUCGAAUUCGGCUUCAACGAUAAAAAUGUCACCUUUUUGCGAAAACAAGAAUAUUUUUCCUUCGAUAGAAAUAGACCUUUUCCGAAUAAUAGACUUUUUCCCACAAAAAUGGAUUUUCUUCGAAAAAAAUUUCUGAAGAAUUUGAUUUUCCUGAUGGAAAUGAUAAUUUGUUUGGAGAAAAUAAACAUUUCUCCCUUGAAAAACGAAUUUUUGUAUCUUUAAAUCUUCAUCUCUGAUUCCAAUCUUCAUCUUAAAAUCGAAAAAAAUUCCAGAUCUGAACAUCGACACACAUUUUUGGACUACUGAAACAAAAUCGAUGUCAUACCCACAUUUUUACUAACAGGACAGAAAAUAAAUAACAAGAUAAUGAAAUUUAUGCAAAGUUUAAUGACUACGUCAUUCCACACAUAAACUGCAACAUCGCAUUUAAAAUGUACACGAUAAAAUUAUAUCGAAUCGAAUCCCAUAAAUAAAUUGUAGCAAACAAAACAAA